AUGGCCAACAAGAAAUUAACUCGAGUAGGGUUACCACAGGAUCUGUGUGACCGGUUGAAUAGACAUCAGAUUGUUACUUGUCAGGAUUUCCUAUGCCUUUCCCCCUUGGAGCUCAUGAAAAUGACUGGCCAGAGUUACCAGGGUGUCGGUGAGCUUCUUUACACAAUUAGCAGAGCCUGUGCCCCUCAAAUGCAAACUGCUUAUGGAAUGAAAUUCGAGAAAUCUGGUGAUCUUUCUUCAGCUUUCUUAGCCACAACUCUUACCAGAUUAGAUGAAGCCCUCCACGGAGGUGUGCCUUGUGGCUCACUCACAGAGGUUACAGGUCCAUCAGGUUGUGGCAAAACCCAGUUUUGUAUGAUGAUGAGUGUUUUAGCUACGUUGCCCACAGUUAUGGGAGGAUUAGAAGGGUCUGUUAUAUAUAUUGACACAGAAUCAGCAUUUAGUGCAGAAAGAUUAAUCAGGAUAGCAGAAUUCCGUUUCUCCAGCUUUUUCAACACUGGUGAAAAAUUACUUUCAAUGAGCAGUAAGAUUCAUUUGUAUCAGGAACUUACUUGCAACGAUGUACUAAAAAGGAUUGAAUCUUUGGAGGAAGAAAUUAUCUCCAAGGGAGUUAAGCUUUUGAUUAUUGAUUCUGUUGCUUCUGUGGUCAGAAAGGAGUUUGAUACACAACUUCAAGGGAAUAUGAGAGAGAGAAGUAAUUUUUUGGCAAGAGAAGCAUCAUUAUUGAAGUAUUUGGCUGAGGAAUUUUCAUUAAUCGUAAUUUUAACUAAUCAAAUUACAACUCAUCCGAGCAGAGACCUCACUACUCAGGCAGACCUGGUGUCUCCAGCCGAUGAUUUGUCCCUGUGGGGAGGUACUUCUGGAUCCAGUUGUGUGAUGGCUGCUCUGGGGAACACUUGGAGUCACAGUGUCAAUACCAGAUUGAUUCUCCGGUAUCUUGACGCAAAGAGAAGACAGAUUGUCAUUGCCAAGUCUCCACUUGCUCCAUUCUCUGUGUUCAAUUAUACCAUCGAGGAAGCUGGUCUGGUUCUUCAAGGGUGUUUUUUUGGGGAGGAGGGUGUUUGCAGAUGCUGAAGGAGACUAAAUGCUUUCAAGAUUCUACGUUUUGGUUCCCUUAACGACUUCUAAGAACUGAAGUAAGCAGAACCAGAAAAACAAUAUGCACAAUAUCUAUUACACUGUAAAUGGAAAAAGCAAAAAAUAAAGUGAACACUGUGUAAUUAUCAUGA
Antechinus flavipes (yellow-footed antechinus) is the source of this 1229-nucleotide messenger RNA. It is a transcript of the gene RAD51B, whose product is annotated as RAD51 paralog B. Gene Ontology annotation, biological process: double-strand break repair via homologous recombination. NCBI's taxonomy places the organism in Eukaryota, Metazoa, Chordata, Mammalia, Dasyuromorphia, Dasyuridae. Bases 1 to 1074 code for a protein of 357 amino acids. The record is from RefSeq and is a predicted model, not a curated record. The transcript has 12 exons. Gene Ontology annotation, cellular component: Rad51B-Rad51C-Rad51D-XRCC2 complex. Gene Ontology annotation, molecular function: ATP hydrolysis activity; ATP binding; DNA binding.